This is a messenger RNA of Didymella exigua CBS 183.55, 1803 nucleotides long. RefSeq lists its product as uncharacterized. The transcript has 2 exons. Lineage: Eukaryota; Fungi; Ascomycota; Dothideomycetes; Pleosporales; Didymellaceae. The coding region runs from base 253 to 1650 and encodes 465 amino acids. The record is from RefSeq and is a predicted model, not a curated record.
ACAAGGAGUCGGUUCCCAGACAUGUUACCGUUUCGCCAUGCACUGCCUCCUGGAGUCACUUUAACGUGUCGCCAACCGUGCUCUACCCGUCUUGUAUUAUUUCCAGCAAACAGGUUGCCAAGGGGCCAGCCACUUGAGCCACCAGCCGUUGGCCAGCUUGGCUGACGACCGGGCGCGCGAGCCAGAGACGCUUCGAGUCUCCCUUAAUUACAAAUAGAAGGGUCGCCGAUCGUUGUUUUGACCUUGAACACCAUGGCAGCCUCAAAUUCUCAAUCGACUUCGCCGGGAAACGUGUCGACCCCCGUUCCUUUCCCACAACCCGACGCCCUCAACGACAGCUCAAAAGGCAAGGAACACGCACGAACGUCCACAAAUGCGUCAACGUCAAGUAGAAUACGAAGCGCUAGCAUAAAACUCAUGGAGGCUGAUCCUCCGCCCGGCAUGUGGGCAGCCACAGGCAGCGUUGCUUCAAAGGCGCCUUCGCUCGUCGACAUCAGGAGAGGCUCGUUUGGCCCGGACGGGUGGGACGAGCAAAAGCAACGCGAACACCGCCGUGGCAGUCAGGGAGGCACUGAACGGCCUGUCAACAACAGGAGAGGGUCUUCUGGGAGACUAGGAGUGGAGCCCUUCCCGGCGCUCACAGAGGAGAGGCCAUCGUCCGAGACCCGCGAGCGUGCCCCACAAAACGACGGAUCAAAUGAUGUACGCGAUGUCAAGGUCGUUCAGCAUGGUGUUCAGCCCACGACAUCACGCUUUACCGACAAGAGUGAUGAGUCUGCUGCGCGCCAACCGUUGAACGGCGAAAGCCAGUACGCAAAUGGCUACAUGCCACCGCCCAAGCUGCCAUGGACCCAGUCGUUCAUGAUCGGACUGAAAGGUUUCUGGAAGUGGUUCUUGACCAUUCCCGGAUUCUUGAUCACGAUAUACGCCCUCAAUGUUGUCGCGUGGGGAGGCAUGCUCUUCUUGCUCCUAUGCAAUGCUGCGCCCGCGAUGUGCACACCUACCUGCGACGAUAUCAAUUCACCGCGGAGAAAAUGGGUCGAGAUUGACUCGCAGAUUCUCAACGCUCUCUUCUGUGUCACUGGUUUCGGGCUGGCUCCGUGGAGGUUCCGCGACCUAUACUGGUGGGCACUUUGGAGGCUCGGCGGUGCUCAGAAAAAGCUGGUUGGCAUACGACGACUUGCUGGCAUACAUCGAGGAUGGUUCCGACUGCCCGGCUCAGAGCAGCUUCCCGAAGAGGCAGAUGCCACAAAGGUCAGCUCCGAGGACCCUGCCGUACCAAUUCCAGCCAGCAGGAUCCCAGAUCCACCACCAACUGGUUUCCGCGCAUCACCUACUAAAUCCUGGAAGAUGGACUUUGUAUUGUGGAUGAACGCAUCAAACACGUUCUUCCAGGUCCUGCUCUGCUUCUACAUGUGGCACUACAACCGUAUCGAGAGACCAUCGUGGGCAACCGGGCUCUUUGUGGCUCUCGGUUGCAUCGUGGCUGGAGUCGCAGGCAUCAUGAUGGCUGUUGAGGGGAAACGCAUCAAGAAAGUCGAGGGUGUGCCUAUGCGCAAGGAAGAUCGAGAUAGGCGCGCAGAUGUAGAAGCACAGUCUGCCCAAAACGUACCGCUUGUGUCUUAUCCUGGCGGCGUGUCAAAGGCAUGAUGGACGCCCAGACAGUGUUGCAUCCGCGCAGUGGGUAGAAAGCUGCGUUGAUUGGCUCUGGACAUCGCAGUAACGCGUCGCGUGUGGCGAGAAUUCAGGAAGUCCGGCACAUUGCAGCAACUAUCAUGAGAUCAACACAAUCAUACAAGUAUC